Messenger RNA from Sceloporus undulatus (fence lizard), 19975 nucleotides. It is a transcript of the gene ANKRD52, whose product is annotated as ankyrin repeat domain 52. The record is from RefSeq and is a predicted model, not a curated record. Gene Ontology annotation, molecular function: protein binding. NCBI's taxonomy places the organism in Eukaryota, Metazoa, Chordata, Lepidosauria, Squamata, Phrynosomatidae. The transcript has 28 exons. The coding region runs from base 399 to 3596 and encodes 1065 amino acids.
AUGUGAGUAUGGCUUCUGAGUGUUUCCAGAAGUAUUUUGAUUGUUCAGUCUAUAUUUAAAAUACAUACCCACUGUUAUAGGUAACUUUUCCCAUUAAGAAUCCCAUUUCCCAUUAAGAAUCGCCUGAACCUCAAUAUGUGACACCCAGGCCUCUAAAGACAUUCUCAAUGGAUUGUCUCUAAAAAAAAAAGUGAGAGUUAACUUUGGGCCUGAGGCUGGUGGGUGCUUUUUCUCCCUUCCACCAUAAAGAGAGUCUUAUGGGAGAUCCAGGUGUUGCACAUAUAUAGCUGUGUAUUCUUCUGCACCUGUAUAACUCUGCCACCUGCUGAUCUUCCCAAGUUGGGAAUGCCGACCAGUGCACUGAUUGGAAGGCCUUGCUUUCUCGUCUAUGGUACAUUAUGCCUCCUCUGGUCCAAGCCAUCUUUAACCGUGAUAUAGAGGAGGUACGGUCACUGCUGAGUCAGAAGGAGAAUAUCAAUGUAUUGGACCAAGAGAGACGGACCCCUUUGCAUGCAGCUGCAUAUUUGGGGGACGCCCCUAUUGUUGAACUCCUUAUUCUAUCAGGUGCUAACGUUAAUGCAAAGGAUACCCUUUGGCUAACCCCGUUACACCGUGCUGCAGCUUCUCGCAAUGAGAAGGCACUUAACCUCCUUCUAAAGCACUCGGCAGACGUCAACGCUCGUGACAAGUAUUGGCAAACACCACUGCACGUUGCUGCUGCCAACAGAGCCACCAAGUGUGCUGAGGUCAUCAUCUCCCUGCUUAGUAGCGUCAAUGUGGCAGACCGCACUGGCCGCACAGCACUACAUCAUGCCGUACACAGUGGGCACAUUGAGAUGGUAAACCUACUCUUAAAUAAAGGGGCCAAUCUGAGCACAUGUGACAAGAAGGAGAGACAGCCAAUACACUGGGCGGCCUUCCUUGGGCAUUUGGAAGUCUUGAAGCUGCUUGUGGCUCGAGGUGCUGAUGUCACAUGCAAAGACAAGAAGGGUUAUACCCUGUUGCACACAGCAGCAGCCAGCGGACAGAUUGAAGUGGUGAAGCACCUGCUGAGGCUUGGAGUUGAGAUUGAUGAACCAAAUUCCUUUGGCAACACUGCACUUCACAUUGCCUGUUACAUGGGCCAGGACGCUGUGGCCAAUGAACUGGUCAACUAUGGCGCCAAUGUCAAUCAGCCCAAUGAGAAGGGCUUCACCCCCCUGCACUUUGCUGCCGUCUCCACCAACGGAGCCCUGUGCCUGGAACUUCUCGUCAAUAAUGGAGCGGACGUAAACUUCCAGAGUAAAGAAGGGAAAAGUCCUUUGCACAUGGCUGCCAUUCAUGGACGGUUUACACGCUCUCAGAUUCUCAUACAGAAUGGCAGUGAGAUUGACUGCGCUGACAAAUAUGGCAAUACCCCCCUUCAUGUUGCUGCUAGAUACGGCCACGAGCUGCUAAUUAGUACUUUGAUGACGAAUGGUGCUGAUACUGCAAGGCGUGGGAUCCAUGACAUGUUCCCCUUGCACUUAGCUGUUCUCUUCGGAUUCUCAGACUGUUGUCGUAAGCUACUUUCCUCAGGUCAGUUGUACAGCAUUGUCUCUUCACUCAGCAAUGAGCAUGUGCUGUCUGCAGGCUUUGAUAUCAAUACGCCAGAUAACCUCGGGAGGACCUGCCUCCAUGCUGCUGCUUCUGGAGGGAAUGUUGAAUGUCUUAAUUUGCUGUUGAGCAGCGGAGCUGACUUGAGGAGGAGAGAUAAGUUUGGAAGGACUCCUUUGCACUAUGCAGCCGCAAAUGGCAGCUAUCAGUGUACGGUGACGCUAGUCACUGCCGGAGCCAGUAUUAAUGAAGCUGACUGCAAAGGCUGCACCCCCUUACAUUAUGCUGCUGCUUCAGAUACAUACAGGAGAGCUGAGACUCAUUCAGGAAACAGCCAUGACACUGACGAGGAGCCACUGAAGGAGUCACGACUGAAGGAGGCAAUCUUUUGUUUAGAGUUCUUAUUGGAUAAUGGUGCUGACCCAUCUCUCCGGGACAAGCAGGGAUAUACUGCUGUCCAUUACGCAGCUGCCUAUGGCAACAGACAGAACCUUGAGUUGCUCCUGGAAAUGUCAUUUAACUGCCUGGACGAUGUGGAAAGCACCAUUCCUGUCAGCCCUUUGCACUUAGCUGCCUAUAACGGUCACUGUGAAGCCCUGAAGACACUUGCCGAAACCUUGGUGAACCUGGAUGUGCGGGACCACAAAGGGAGGACGGCUUUGUAUCUUGCCACGGAGAGGGGCUCCACGGAGUGUGUGGAGGUGCUUACUAGCCAUGGUGCUUCUGCUCUGGUGAAGGAGAAAAAGAAGAAGUGGACACCCCUACAUGCUGCAGCUGCCUAUGGGAACACAGAUUCCCUACAUCUUCUCAUUGACAGUGGGGAGAGAGUCGACAUCACAGAUGUCAUGGACGUCCAUGGACAAACUCCGUUGAUGUUGGCAAUCAUGAACGGCCAUGUAGAUUGUGUCCACCUCUUACUGGAGAAAGGAUCCACGGUGGAUGCAGCAGAUAAGAGAGGCAGGACUGCACUGCACCGGGGGGCUGUGACUGGCUGUGAAGACUGCCUUGCAGCACUGCUGGACCAUGAUGCCUUUGUAUUGUGUCGGGAUUUCAAGGGCCGGACCCCGAUCCAUUUUGCCUCGGUGUGUGGGCAUUCCGAAAUCCUGAGGACCUUGCUGCAGGCAGCGCUCUCUACUGACCCUCUGGACUCUGUGGUGGACUACAGUGGCUAUUCACCAAUGCACUGGGCUUCUUACAGUGGGCAUGAAGAUUGUCUUGAAUUGUUACUUGAACACAAUCCAUUUGCAUACCUAGAAGGAAACCCCUUUACUCCAUUGCACUGUGCAGUAAUUAACAACCAAGAUGGCACUGCUGAAAUGCUUGUGGAAGCAUUGGGUGCCAAGAUUGUUAAUAGCAGAGAUGCCAAAGGAAGGACCCCCCUUCACGCUGCUGCCUUUGCAGACAACAUCCAUGGUUUACAACUGCUUUUGCACCACCAGGCUGAGGUAGAUGCAACUGACCAACUGGGAAGGACCUCUCUUAUGAUGGCUGCUGAGAAUGGCCAGACAGCAGCAGUUGAGUUUCUGCUGUACAGAGCAAAAGCUGACCUAACUGUGCUGGAUGUCAACAAGAACACAGCUCUUCACCUGGCCUGCAGUAAGGGUCAUGAAAAGUGUGCCUUGUUGAUUCUGGGGGAAACCCAAGACCUUGGCCUUAUCAAUGCAACUAACAGUGCUCUGCAGAUGCCACUCCAUAUUGCAGCCCGAAAUGGAUUGGCCUCUGUUGUUCAAGCUCUGCUGAGCAGAGGUGCCACUGUACUUGCUGUUGAUGAAGAAGGCCAUACCCCAGCCUUGGCUUGCGCCCCUAACAAAGACGUUGCCGACUGCCUGGCACUUAUCCUUUCCACCAUGAAGCCUUUUCCACCUAAAGACGCCAUCAGCCCUUUCAGCUUCAACCUCCUCAAGAACUGCGGCAUUGCUGCCAAGACAGCAGCUUGCAGUGCCCUGCCCAAUGGGAACAGCUGCCCCUACACCAAGGAUAGACACAAUGCCAUCGGCUUAGAUGGCUGUUACUCCGAGUAGCUUAAAAAAACCAUGAUGGGUGAUCCGAUAUCUUCUAUUUAUUUAGGAAUUAUAUAAAUAUAGGACACUUUAAAGGAGAACAAGACUGGGAUAGGCCAUCCAAAAUGGCUGGAAAAGAGUGGUGGAGGAUCUCAGCUUCUGCUUCCUAUCUAGACUCCUGGUUUGACCACUAGCAUCCCUUACUGUCAAAAUUAAUAAGAUAGCCAUGUGGCUCAUAAACUAAUUGAUAGUUGUUUGAUCUUAUUAAAUAAUUCUGCUUUAUUAAUUCGGGUAUAAAAAAACAGCCCAUGAAACCUAAAAUAAUCUAUUUGAUAUCUGCUGUUCCCCAUCCUUCAGCCAAAUGGUUUUGUCUGUUGGUUCUGAGUCUGCCACUUGGUUAACUUCAAAAUGGCCAGUUUUUUAAAUUCCCAGUUCCUCUGGCUUUGGCGCGUUCAAGAGCUAAAGAGCAAACCCAAACUAGUUUCAUGUGGUGCUUGCUGAGUUGCAAGGCCCAACUCUUAAUUGGUGGGAUUUGAAAGUGUGAACCUUUUAAAAUCGACCCAUCCCAGGCUUCCCAUUUAACUAGUUCCCACUCAUUUUGUAAUAUAUGUCUGCAUGCUUUACAGCUGAAAACAUUCUUUUUGUUAGGCUGUGAGGUCUAGGUGGGGAACAGAAGCCUGAAUUUCUCCAUGUUUUUAUUUGGCAUGAGUGUUGUGGUAAACAAAGGACCGCCAAGAAGGGCAGCAGCUCCUGGCAAAGUGCCACUAUAACUGCUCCUUCCUUUCUAGUAAUUGUGUGUGUGUGUGUGUGUGCGUGCGUGCGUUCGCUCACGUGUGUUUGAUGCUUGCCCUUUUUGAUUCCAGUGAAAACACUUGAAUUGAGAACUACUGUACCUGGGACACUAGGAUACCUUAGGCAGCUCGUAUUCCCUUGUAUGCAAAAUGGGUGCUGUUGCCCAGCUGACUGCGGUCCUCUCUGAUAGUUCAUGUAUGCGCUGCCAGAAUUAUCCCCACCACCAUAUCAGGCACUUUAGGGAUUUUCUCUUUUUGGAGGCUGAUCUUUGUUUUUUGUGGGUGGAAUGGGAAGGAGGAAUUAUAAAAUGUUGGAUCCCCAAAGAGAAUUUCCUUCAUGGCUCCUUCCCUUCUUUGUGUUGUGCAGUGUUUCCACUUUAGGCAAGUCAGUGUUGCUUUUUUUAAAAGAAAGAAAUUAUUUAUAAAGAAAAAAGAGGCAUUUAUCCUUUUAAAAGCAACAAAAAGAGCUUUUGCAAGGAAAACAGUGCACUUCAGAACCUUAACAAUCCUCCAUUUGUAUUUAUAAUUUGUCCCUCUAGGAUGCCCUCCAGCAGGUUUCAUUGGGGCUUAUCUGUGUUUUAUGUAUGUAGAUAUUUCCAUGGAUAGGAUUAGUGUGUGUGUUUGUUUCUAUUUUAAAAUUUGUAUUUAUUACACAUUUAAGUGUAUGCACUGUUCCCCCCCCCUUUUGUACUGUAAAUUGUAUCAUGCAUAGAAACUUACAAAAAAAAAUAUCAUAUCACAAGUACAUUCAAAGCCAAAGAUUGGGAUGUAGCAAUUGGUUGAGGGUUCCCAGGGCAAAUGCUUUUGAUCCAACAAUCUUUCCCUCCUCUUUCCCAGUUCUGCAGUAUUGUGCUGGUUCUUGGACCAGCGGUUGGCAAAGUCUAGGAGAUUUGCAGAAUGAAUUGUUUGAGAAUGUUGGACAUCUGUACCAGUGAGCUGUUAGGGAUAAGUAUCUCUGUGAAGCAACUAGUUUUCAUAGUCCCCAACCACUUCCUCUUAUGGAAUUAGCAAGACUGUUAAGGAGAAAAUAUGAGCCAGCUUCAUGCUUGAACCAUCCUGCUUCAUGGUGCGUUUUUACACUUUAAAAAUGUAAAUAUAUAUAUAUAUAUAUAAAUAUUAAUUACAGUUUCUUUAACCAAAAAUUUACAUGGAAAGCCAAUCUUCCCCUGCCCCAGUUUUAUACUGAUCUUGUGAAAUGACAUCGACACAACUUGCCAUUUCCUUAGCCUUGUUUACUUGGGCACUGAUUAGCUUCUCAAGAAAUUCAGAAAAUCAGAAACUAGUCAGCUUUCUUUUUUUUAAAAAAAGGAACUUAAUCCAGAUACACAAAAGACAAAAUAAGGUUUCUCCUCCUUUUGGCACUGUUUAAUUUACCAAAGCCAAAUUCCUAGAGCCAAAUAUAGAAGCCACAAUCUUGUCAUUUGGCAAGCAGUGCGUUUUAAAGAGAGAUUCCCAGUUUUCAUUUUAUUUUCCUUUUAUUUACCACCACCACCACCACCACCACCAAAUGGACUCUGUCUUCCCCACAGACAUUUGCAUAUCAUUCUGAAUCAGCUGUUUAAGCAUUAGCUGAAUAUUUUGUUCGUUUGCUGUAUAUUGGAUAGUUUGCAAAAACUGGGGGCCUUAAGGUAGCAAGUUCUAGUCUUCUAACAAACCCAGCCAUUUCCUUCAAAUAAGCCUUCCACAAAGACUAGGGCGCUACUAGCUUAGCUGUUUUUCUUUCUUUGAUGCCCAAGGAAUCUUUAGAGAUCUUUUCACUUUGCAGCUACUGGAUAUGAACGUAUUAAGGUUUUAAUGAACUUGCCAAAAAGCACAGCAACAGCCUGUUGCAAGUUGGCUGUGAGUUUCCUUGCUGCACUAUGAUCAGGUUAGUUUUCUGUGCCCUCAGUUGCUUCAAGUUUUCUACCUUGAAAGAAAGUAUUAACCUUUCUACACCGAAUACCUCACGUUGGAAUAGAAAUGAACAAAACUUGAAUUAAGCAUCCACUUUCCUCCCCCACCCCCUCUUUUUAAUACAGAAAGGUCCUUUCCCUCACUGUUUAGUGGGAGAGUUGAAAAUAAUUUUAAACCCUUGUUUACAUUGUUUUUUUAAGGUACUAGCAAUUUGCAACUUAACAAAUUGCCUAAUUUUAUUUUUGCCUUUUAAGCACAUUUCCCUUGCCCUGCCACCCAAGAGGGGAGGGCAGGACAGGUUGUAGGGAACUAAGUCUGAAGCCACACCUUUAAACCCCCCCUUCCCUUUUAAGGGCUAAAGUUUAAUCCUUUUCUAAGAGCCAGAAACCUCUAUGGAAAGGCUUUGGACUGAGACGUUUAGAAAAAAAGUGGCAAGGGAGGGGAUACUAUAUGCUAAUGGUUGUGCUACAAUUUGGAAAUACGUAUCAUUCCUUGGAUGUUCUUGAGCAUUCUUGACUUUGCACUCUCACCUGUACCAGUUAAUAGAAACCAAUUUUUGUUACUCAGUGGAAUAUGUAUUCCUGUCCAAAAAAAAAAAAAAAAGCAUAGCAGAGGUAUAGCUUUACUUCAGAAUGGAAACAUUUGUGCUCCUGUGUGUAGAGUUGAGGUUAGUGCUCCUCAUGAUUUAUAUCAGUCAUCUGUGAUGGAGACCUACAGUUGUUGGUUGUGGAGUGUUAACAGAGGUGGAGAGCCAAGGAGAUCUAACUGUCUGAGUAGCACAAUUCUUUGAACAGCAGGUAUGGCCCUCUCAGUUUUUAUCUCUGUUUUAAAAACCAAAAGGCAUUGGGGGAGGGAGUGGUGUGAGUGAGUGAGUGGGUGAGUGAAAUGGGAAUAGGCUUUCCAAGAUCAUUUCAAAACAAGGGAAUCUCUUAACCCUUGAGAUAUGCUUGCAUUUCCUUUUCUUUUAUUAAGAUUGUAGCAGAUUGUUACACAUGUUUUCUUUUUAUUAACAGGGAAAAAUAAUAACCUGACACUUGAUCAUUUUUUUAGUAUAUUCUUGCUGGUAAUGUGUUCCUCUUCUCAUAUGUCAACAUAAAAAUUCAAUAUAAGACAAUCAAUGUGAUCUCUUUAAGGGCUCCAGUGUUCUUAGCUCUGUAGUAUCAUGCAUUAAUAUUUUUAUGCUCAAUUUUGCCCUUAUUUUUUUCCCUUUUUCAAAAUGAUGAUGAUGAUGAAGAAGAAAAUGGAGUGGGGAAAAUUCCAGCAGCGCAUACCUGAAUUAAAAAUAUUUCAGUAAAUAAAUCAAUAAAAUAAAGAGGCGGAGGCAUAAAUUAGGUGGAUGGUGGAGGAAUGUGGCCAGUUUUAUUGUAGUUUCCAGUCUUGUUCUCCUUUAAUGUUGUUAAUGUGUACAUUUUGACAGCACAGCUUGACAAUUUAAGUAAUAAUCAAAGUGUCUGGUGGUAAUAACUUGCAUUUUUGUGCUAAGAUGAGAGUUGGUUUCCCUAGUGCAUUGUAAAAGAGGGCUGGAGGCAAACUUCCUUUUUACUUCCUAUCUUGUCUUUUCUUCUGUUCCUCUGCCCAUCUGCCCAGUAUUGUGAAAGCACAUUUGGCCUAAGGAUGUGCAGUAUUUUAUUUUAUUUUAUUGCAGGGUUGGGGAAAGUGGAAUGUUGUUUUCCUUUUGCAGAUAUCUCACUUAGGGUUUGUUCCUAUUGCCACCCUCUUUAGGAACAAGAUUUUGAACAUAACAUCUUUUUGACCUCAAUAAACACUUUCAGAUCUUUCCGUCCCCUGCCCUAAACAAUCUGUUUCAAAAGCAAUCAUUGAGCUUCCCUCCUUAACCAAAUAAGGAAGUUUCUUUCCAGCCACUUUUCUUCAAAGCACUUGCUUUACAAGUAAAAUAAGCACUUUUGUUUAAAAGCAUGAGGGUCUAGUUCCCCCUUUUUAUAGCAACCCAUAGGAGAAAGGCCAGCAAGGGGAAAUGGGAUCAGGAGGUGUUUGGUUUUGCUUUAUUUUCAUUUGUUUGUUUUUAGUGGGGUGGGAUGUGGGCAAUUAUUUUAAUUAACUUCAUGUCUUUAGAGAAUUAAUGAACAAAGGGAAGUUGUGUUUGAAAAAAAAACAGCACAAAUACAUUUCAGCUUGACAAGUGUAUUUGCACUGCCAUUGUUAGAUAAAUGGGCCACCCACCGGGAGCCCAGCUGAGCCAUAUAACUAUUGACAAACACUGAAUGUAAAUGUCCUUGUAGAGGACAAGUACAGUACUGGGAAGCUAUAAAUUGAUCUUAUAUUCCUAAAUGGGCACUUCAGCAAUUUUGAAAUAACCAGUCCUGUUAAGAUGAUGCUGUUCUCUCUUUUCUUUCUUUAUUUUGCCUUUUUUUCCCCCCAAGUUGCUGGAGAAUAAGAAAAUUUUCAUUUGUUUUUAUUACUGCUACUACUACUACUAUCAUUUUAAAACUUCUUUUGCCCCCCUGGAGUGGGAAAAUCAUGAAAUACCUUCCUCUCCUCUGCUUUACACACACAGCUCUAAGGUAAGAGAUGAAUUAUGACUGGAUGAGUACCAGAGUCCUAGAAAAGUAUUAUGUAAAUUAGACUCCAGAAUACCUGCAUGCUGUCCAUUAUAGCCUCUUUGUUGGUGGCAGUAGUUUUCAAACUGGAUUCUGUGGAGCCUGUGGGGACAUUUAUCAAGGCUCCUGGAGGAAAAGUUCUGUAGUGGUUGCCAAGAUGGUGUACAAAGCUGCAUGGGCUACCACUGUCAAACUUAUGCGUUGCUUAGUUACAGAGAAAGCUUGGGUGCCCCUUGGGGCCAACCCUCAGUUUAUGCAGGACAACAUACCUGGCUGGCUCUUGAUGUAACUGAGAGUAAAUCCAAGGACCUAGCCCAGAGUCCCUUGUCUCGUGCAGUGGUUCUAUGGCCAAUGAGGCAAGGGAUACUUGGCAGACAAACUGAUGUGGAAAGAUUCCUCUUGUGGGUAGGAAUGUUGAAGUCCCAACUGGUUUAAGAUGCACCAGAGCAUCUGAAGGCCUUGGUGUGUGUGUAUGUGGUUCUGUUCAGCUUUUAACAGAAGCAGCCAAAUACUCACUUCCCCUUUCCCCUCUGCACCUAUUAAUAGAAAGUGUAUUUCCACAAUUUCCACCUUUGUCUCUCCUUGCCCCUUGUUUUUCCCAAAUAAAAUACUUCCAUACAGACAUUUUGUGUAACUCAAAUCUGAUCACAUAUUCCCCCCCCCCCCGCAUCCAUUAGUGCCAAAGGGACCACAAAGUAAAAGAAAAGAAAAAGGGGGGGGGGCAAUCUGUUAGUUGCAAAUGCGAACUUCAUUUGCAGUGCAUUCACACUGCAAGCCCAAUUUACCUUAACCUGGGGUUGACUUUUGUUUUGAAAUACAGGAAAAUAGCAGGGGAGAAAACCUCUGCAGUUGGAUUUAUUUAAAGUCUCUUCUCUGGGCUCAGUUCUGGGGGAUUUACUGGUGAACGUGGAGUGUUGUAAAAGCAAAUUUGGCUUCAGUGCCAUUUAAUUCCUUAAAAAACUAUCAGUGUUGGUGGAAAAAGAAAGAGAAAUUAAGAUAUGCAUAGAAAUUUCCUACCGGAAGAAAGGACAUAGAUGAUGAUAGUGAACUACGGAAUGGUGGCUUCAUUUGAAUAAUUAACAUUGGGUCAAAGAAAAGUCCUUGAGGUAACAUUAGAUAGAAGAUAUAUCAGGGUGGGGCGGGAGGGGGUUGAAUCUUUAAGGACUCUUUUAAGGCAUCUGUAGCAAGUUCUUGGUGUCUUUCCUUCAAUAUCCUAUGUGUAAAUGCUGCACCUAUGUAUAUUAUGCACAUAAAACAUUUCUUCUGAAUAAGAUAGGACAGACCUCAUCACCAGUCAGGUAUAAACUAUUCUUCCUCUUCUGUGUGUCAGUUUUCCAGUUUGUAUGUGUGCGUAUGUGUGUGCGUGUGUGCGCACACAUGUGCGUAUGUGUUAUCUGUGCGAUGAGCAUCUUUUCAAAUUCACUUUCGGUGCAAAAAUAAAAGGGAUUUUAAAAAAGGAAAAGAAAAAUAGCCUUACUUUUAACUCCAACCUUGUCUUAUUAAUUUGUCAACUUGAAUAUAAUAAAGCAAAGUUGCAUGAAAGUCUUUGAAACUAGCUGAGCCUUGUAUGCAAGGUGGAUGGCAGUAAACUUUUUUCUAAACAAAAAAUUAGUAUGCAAUUUCAGCUGCACUUGGUUCUUUCCAAAAUUCCUGCUUUGUUUUCUUUAAAGAAUGAUGCAGGGUGGGUUGACUAUGCCAGCUUGUGCCUGCCUUCCCUUCUCAAAACCUUGGGAAGUGGUUUCCCCCACAUAUAUUGACAAUAAGAAAGACCUGUUUAGCACUGCAUGAGUAACCUCUAAUUGUAUUUUUUAAAAUAAGACCAGCAUUUUCGGAAAGUGAGACUUUAAAAUUUUGUUUAAACAUCACCUGAACAGAUGGUGUAGAUGGAUAAGAUAUUGAAGACAUUGCCACCCUUAUAGAGCUCUAAAGGGUGCAAAUGUUAAUAUAAAAGCUGUAGCAAAAAAGUCACAGAUGUGUGUGAUCAGAGCUAGUUUUCAAAUUGGUAGAGAGAAAAAAAGAACUGCUGCUUGUAGGAAUAACUGGAAAUGAGAAGGAUAUCCUUUGCUCACAGGAGUUGUGAAGUUACCGAAGACCAAACAUUUUGCAAAACAUCAGGAGAUAGUGUCUUUUAGUUCAGAUUAUCUAUUCUGUUAUCUCAAGAUAUUUGAGUGUUUAAUGUUAUCUGAUCUGCAUAAGUCAUUGGCUGCAUAUUGGAUAGACUUGCAAAUUGCACCCCCUUAUAUAAGUGCUUUGUCAGCAGUGGCGACUACCUCAGGAGAAAGCAUGAAUUGUCCUGAGCUCUGGAAAUGGCUUGUGACUUCGUCUUUUGGUGUGGGUCUUGGACCAGCAUGUGUAUGUGUUGUUUUUCUCUAUGGAUAUAGGAGGAUUUGUAUUUGGCCCCAAUCACAGCCCAGUACAUCCACACUGGUUUGGUCAGAUUGAUUAUAGGGGUUAGGAAAACUAGUUCCAUAAUGUACCCUUCCAGAUAGAUGUGUGUGUGUUGUAACACAGAGAUGCAAACACACAUGUAUUUUGUACGUCUGCCAGUGUCUGCCUGGUUAUCACCUUGAACCAUACUUGCUUUUGUUAAAUGCAUUAAAACAAUCCUCUCCAAUGGUUCCCUUUUGAUUUACACAGAACCAGUAUGCCAAGAGAAAAUGGAGUAGAUGUAAGGAGAUCUCCUCUGAAAAGUUGAUUUUGCAGCAUUUGUUACUUGUGUCAGGAAAGAAGUUUGGGCUCUCAUUCUCUGGGCAUUGCCUUAAUUCCUGAAUUUUGCACUGAUGUGUUGUCUGGCCAGUUGGGGGAUUUCUUAAGCAAAUGGGAGUGGGUGUGGGGAGGGGGAAAUGAAGGGAUGAAUCAUGCAUACUUUGAUGUGGGAGGGAAGGAGACAAGUGUUGUCAAGUGACCAAAACCAGUCUUUCUGUAUGUGGUAGAAUGAACACAUGUAGCCUUGUACCCAACGUCAGGUGACAGGUGGAGACAGUACCCCUUUGCUCUGUUGAGUGAGCAGCAUGUUUGUAUAUUUGAAACACAAAGGUCUUGGUGCACCUUUUAGAAAACUCUAGUGGUUAAGAUGCAAAAUUAAAAACCUUUCCCACUGCUAGCAGAAGCAAAUUCAGUGACAUCCCUGCUUGGAGCUAGUUUUCAAUGUGCAGAAAUCCAAAAACUUUGGCCUGUGUGAAACAAUGAAAGGAAGGGAAGCUAGAAAGACUGAAAAGAGAAUAGGGUAUAAUGGCAACCAGUGUUAGCUGCCAACUGUUAGUAUUUUGAAAGGUCUGUUUCAUGGGUCCACUUGAAGGUGCUUUCCAGAAUGGCUGCUCAUAUUUCAGUAUUUGUAUGUUGAACUGAGCUUUCUUGAAAAUUGUAGUUGAGAGAAGCUUCCUGUGAUGUCUUGGAUGUGUUGCAGUGAUCCAGGUGGUGUUGGCAUCUGCUGCUUGUCAAAAUUUAUGUAGUUGACAAGUGAAAAUGUGUUUAAAGGAAUUUUGUUGGUAUGUCUCCAAGGUGCUUUUAUUUAUCUCCUCCCCCAUAGCUUCACCCAGGAGUGUAUACCUUAUUGCUCCCAUUGAUUUCUGCUUCCUUCAGAAUUUUGCAGUGCCAUGUGAAAAUACAGGCUUCAGAUCAAACAUGAAUAUUGUGUUGCAGGUUUACUCUUUUUAAAAACAAAGCAUAUUAAACAUUCCAGAAGCUUGAGAGAUAUAGAGUGCAUGUAGCUUCUUUAUUUACAAGGAGCAUCUUGUGGGGAGAUAAAACAAAUUGUACAGAUUGUUCAUCCUGUAGCCAAGAAAGGCUAAAAAAUGAAUGAUGACCUUUUCCCAAGGAUAGGUGGCAGGUGUGUCCUUGUUAGGUGAGGUAUUCAAGAAAAGGAAUAUAUUACCAACAUUCCCUCACAUAUUCUGCCUACCAUCUCAGAGCAGAUGUAUAACUCCCCUACCUAGCUGUAGGCCAAAAUAAAUUGACCUUCCUUAUUCCCUCCUCCUGUUUUAAAUUAUUAUUUCAUCUCCUGCCCAAACACAUACUUGCAGGACAUGCAAAGUUCUUUAUCUUGCACAGAAGGUAACUGACUGAUGUGCCCUUCCUAAAGUGAACUACCCUUAUUUGUAAAGCCUUAUAAAGUAUGUAUGAUUGGAAUCAACAUAACGAUUUGAGUGUAUUGCAUCUCAGGUGUAAUGGAGAGAUACGGCUAACAGUCUGGUUUCUUAUAUUCUAAACUUCGGUUCUGACCCCAGAACCUGUACCUACUAUCUCAAUAUUUAGAAAACACUAUGGUCAUAAAGGCUUCUCGUUCUUAAUGCUUUUAGUUUAUCUUCUUCUUCUGUGCUAGCUCAAGGAUGUAGAACAGUGAUGCUUAUUUUCACUGGUUCUUGACACCACCCUUGUCUCUUACCUGCCCUGCUGUCUUCAGGGCAGAAAAAAUUUGCUUCUUCUGCUGUUUAGGGAGCAUUGUGAGUAGAAUUGGUGGUUAGCUGUUUUUCAUGUGGAUUUAAAUAACAUUGAAAUCAGGAGUGCCUGCAACACAGGAAUUUUUCCUUCUGAAAUUAUGAUGGAAACCCAAGGUUUGGCCCAUCUUUUCCCCCCUAGGCAAUAGAAAGAGUAUGCUGUAUGCUUUGCACUGAGUUAAUAGUUUAUUCGUGCUAGUUGUAGAUGUUUUAAGGACCUCCUUUCCCAAGUCAUUCUAUUUCCUUUAUUCGUUACCUGAGGAACUCUGUAACCUUCCUGCCUUGCAAACUCUGAAUUUUCACAUCUUUUGGAAGAAGAAGAGGAGGGGGGGGUCUUCUACAUUGUCUGUGCUUCAAAAAAAAUGUCUGCUAAUUUUUAGCUAGUGUGGCUCUUCUGUCCCUAUUCUCACCCUGCAGUAAGAUGAUGCCAUGGUUGUGUUUUGUAGACUCAGACUUUUAAAAUUUGCACAGUUUGGUUAGGUGUCAGUUAGUGGUAUUUUCUUUGUUUGGUCUUUGUCCUCCUUUUUCACACCAAAACCAAUUCUUUUGUUCCUGGAAGAUGGAAUAAGUAUAGUGAUUGUUUUUUCUGUUCUCUAACAUUUAAUUUCUCCCCUCCUUUUACACAGAAAAUAGUACUAGCAAAGUAAUAGACCUUUUUAGUUGCAGAACCUGUGCCCAUCUUUCACUGUAAUAAAAUUUCGUCAUCUCAGUGUGAAUGGUGGUAAUCUGUUUGCAUUGCUAAUAUUUGCAGGUGUCUGACGACCUAGGUAUGAUCCUUCAGAGGCUCGAGUCCUGUUGGUUAGUCCUGACUAGAGUAGGUUCAUGGAAUCAAUUACUGAAUGGUCAGUGAAUAUGUAGGUAUUUCCAGUGACUUCAGUGGUGUUACAGAGCUUGGUGCUAACAAGAGGACCAAGUCCAGAGUGUGAUCCCCAUUCCAAAACAAUUUGAUGCUUACUGUUUCCACUUGAAUGAAGACACAUGUGUAAAUAACUGACAAAACAGAGUCACAGGAGAAGACCUCUGUAGUAGUUGUCUUGUUACCCAAAUGAUGGCUUUUCAAAUGGGAACAUGAAGUGAGAUCCAUGUAGUCCAAUCUCUUUCCUUCACUCUAUCAUUGAGAACUAUUGAGAGAAGCAGUUGUGAGAUUCUUUCACAACUGACUGUGACAAACAUAGCUUUGCUGUGAAGUAUUAGAAGAAAACAGAAUUAUUGAUUGCUCUGGCACAUGAAAUUCAAUUCUUUGGUCAUUUUUUGAUCCAUUUUUCUUCUGGGUUUGGAGUCCCAGGAUUCUGGCUGUUUCCUCUUGGCCUUUGUAUUUGAGUACUAUCUUAACAGUGAUUAUGUGUUGUAGCUGUGUUUGCAGCGUAGUCAUUGGUUCUCCUGCUGUAAAAGUUUUGGCACAAUACUCCUUCAUACAACAAUUAAGCACAAAUAGAGGAUUUUCCAUAAUGCUUCAGCUAGCAUAAGAACUUGAUAGUAAAACUAAGACCCUAAGUGAUUAACUUAAUACAGAAACAUGAAAACUAGAAGCAACAAGACAUCUUUCCAUCUCUGGAAGUGUAUUUCUUCCCACCAGCAGCAUCUACAAGAAGUCAGUAAUACUUAUCUCUUUGAUGCUUCUGUUUCAGUGUUGAUCCACUUAGGAAUGUAUGUUCUGGUGACCCAAUGAGACUGAGUUUAGUUAGAUAAGCAGGGUGUGUCUGGAAGUGGUUUGGAGACUUUUAAUCAGUUCUUAAAGAAAAGUAUACAGGAAAGCCCAGGUAGCAUUCCUGUUUCUUGGAGAUAAUUAGGUUUGCAUAUUGUACUCUUACAUUGAAAUGGCUACUUGUCUUCCUCAGUCUGGGGAAAGACAAUCCAAGAUUUUGGAUUUUUUUUUCUGUAGUGAAACAAAUUAUUGACUUAAUGUGAAGCUCUUGUGUAAAUUUCUAAAACGAAGAGGAAAAUUCAGUCUGUGUCCUGUCAAGUUCCAGGCUUGAACUCUACUUCUUCAGCAAGGGGGUGGAGAAUUCAAAAAGACAGAGAGAUAAACCACAGUUCUAGGUCAUGAGUGCUAAUCCCUGUAAAUGUGAACUAGAAAAAUUUCAAGCCCCUUUAAAAAGGAAAAAUAAUCAGAAUAACAGAAUAAGCAAGUUUCUUCAUUGUAUGUUGAUCAGAGAGAAAGUUGCACCAAUAUUACACUUGUUAGCUAUGGCACUGUUGUAUUUAGGCAGACUAAUACAAUUCUUCCUUUUUUUUUUUUUUACCAGCUCUGGCAGGUAGUCUGCUUUGAAACUGACACUGGGAUGCCAUUUUGACAAUCUGACUACAGAAUUUAGCAUACUUAGUGUCUUGGUUACAUAAACUCCUUUGGUAAAUUGCAUUUGUUUCUUGAGGUGGAGCUGUGAUGGUUUUUUAAAAACUAUUGUUAGUGUUCUUGUUGCAUGUUGUGUUUUUAAUUGCCUGGUCAUGCUGUGGUUGCAGCUUGAAGUCAUGAAUGUUGUUACCUUGGAGGGUAUGGUGGUAAUUCUUUUGAAGAACAGCAGGAGUUGAUUUCAUUUCCUUGUAUUCUGUUGAUUACAGCAUGCCCCAGUAGUGGCAAUCCUGCUGUUUUGCCAGGUGUGUGCUUGUCUUAUAGCAAUACUUGUUGGCUCUGAUCUUACAGGCACUUCAAAAACUACCUGUGCUCCAAACAAAUUUCUUCCUUGGGAGUAGCAAUAAAGGGAUGGGGUAAGAUAGGGCGAGGAAAACCCAUGACUGCUGAGAAUUUUUAGUCUGUUACAUAGCUUGCACUAAUGGGAGUUUUGUUUUAUUUUAUCUGUUUGAGGGAGUAUAGUUUUCUUUCUAUUGUUUUUCUUCUUUUCUUGCAUUUUAGCUGUAAUAGAAGGAUUUUGAAGAAUUGGGAUCAGAACAGUGUGAGCACUAACUUCAUUCCCAAUGGAGGUUUCAUUCUUGAAAAUGUUGGUUAUUCUCACGCUGUUUCGUAUUAUUUUUGUCCUUUCUACCAGUUGUGUUGUUCUCUUCAUCUCGUUUGGAUUCUUCAUAGACAUACACCUCAGUUACGUUGCACUUGAACACACAAAUGGUGUGUGUCACACAAGGGGCACCCUAAUUGUGUUUUUGUUGUGUGUGUGAGGUAGGCUCAGACAGUGCUUUUGGUCUUGAUUAAUACAGGGUGAUAUGUGUGGUGUGUUCAGUCUAUACAAACUGGUAACUGUGCCUCCAUUCUCCCCAGCCAUCCUCUCUUGUGACAAGGUACACCAGAACUUAGCUGAAGAAGGUGUACCGCACUCUCUCAUUACUCUAUCAAGAGACAAUUGCUUCCUUUAUCUGUAGGUAGCAUCCAGCCUGUUUGCUAAAGAUUCUCAGAGGUAUCAAACUGUUAACUUGUGGCCUACCUUUAGAUUGAUUAUGGAAACUGGUAGAAUUGCUUUUCAUUAAACAGAAUUAGCAUAAGUAAGGCCAACAUUAUUUUUACACUGGUUUAAACAAUGCAAAAAUAUAAUUCAAAUACUGUCUUGAGAAAAGAGUAUAGAACUCCCUUUGGAGUGGACUUUUCCAGGAUCCCUGCUUGGUGGGCUCUUGUAGACUGAUAGUUGAACAGAAAUUGUACCUGUUGGGGCUGUUUUAGUACAGAGACCUUGUUUGUACCUGUAGCAGUGUACUGGAAAGCUUUAGGCAGCAAAGCAAAAGAAGCUGUAAGUACAUACAAAUACUCUUUUCCACUCUUUUUUCUCAGUUCUUGAGUAUUUCUCAGUAUAUUCCAUUUUAGUCUGGGACAAACACCACAUAUAAUAACCACCACAACAUUGGUAGCUAGUCCUUUGACUGCCAGUCUUGGAGAGAAGGACAACUCCAUUAUGUCACAAAGGAAAACCUGCCCUAUUUGCACUUAAAACAUCAGGAAAGUCAAUAGAGCAUAGCAAGAAGGUGUUCCUGGAAUUGUAGGUACUGAUUGUCCUUCAUGUCAAAACCUUUUUGGUCCAAGGGGCAUUCAAGGAAAGGUGUGCUUGCUGGUGUUCUGUCAGGGUGGCAGUCUGUUAGUUUCAUCAACAUAGGUGAGGCAGUGUUUUAAUUACUCAUCAGCACUCAGUGUUUGCUUUAAAUUCUAUCAAGGCUAGUUACAUUUUAAAAAUCAAAUCAGUAGAGCUUUAUCUUUUGCUUCUACAUCUGCCCUUCAGGUAGCUGAGAAGUAGAGAUACACAUCACUUUAGAAACAUUUAGUAACCGCUCUCUCUCCCUCUCUCUUGUGCCAUUCAUCUGACACUUUCAUGCCCUGAUUUUCGCAGGGAUGCAGUACCACUCAAUCAGCAAUAUGGUAGAAUUGGCAGUGGACUUGUGUAUUGCCUUUGCUUUCAUUCCCUGCUAAAAUAUUUUUCCACCUGGGGCCAUAGCUGCAGAGAUCCCAAAUACAAUGGACCAGUAUUUAGGGUGUCACCUAUAUGAAAGAGUGGACUUGAAUUAGGGAAUGAUAUUCACGGUAGACCUCAUUUUCUCUCUUUUAUUGCCUUCCCCAUGUGCAAGCACUUUACUGUGCGUCUGUGUAUGUGUGUGCACGCACACACAUGUGCUGAGGUACAGUUUCUACAUGCAUUAGUUACAGCUGAUCUUAAGGACAGAGGUGUAUGAAUAGCUAAGGUGUUAAAAUAUCACCAUGGUGAAUUUUAAAAAACAAAACCUCUCUUUCUCCCACCCCAUGUGCAUGAAGACUCUGACACUAUCCCAGGCAAAUCAGGAAGUUGCAUGUCUCCCCUCCAGGUAUUUCAGAAGCUGAUCUAUACAUUAUACGUAUCAUAGGAGUUGGCAAGCCCUGGGAUCUGUUUACUGUCAGUUUGUCUACCACCAUUGCAUGAUAUAGUUUUGGUUCCUCCCAUGACAAGUAUAAUGUUUCAGCUGGCCUCCAAAAGGGUUCCAGGAGGUGGAAGAGAGAUGUCAGGCCAUAUAAGCAAAAUCACCAUGUGGUGGAUUUACCAUUUCAGAUACUUAAUAUACGCUCACCCUAUUUUUUGCUCAUUGAUCCAUUAAAAUAAAAACCAUGUGUAUUUAUUUUUGGAAUCUCUUGUCCCCUGACCAGUGCAGAAGAGCUCUGUAGGACUGAAACAGUUCAGAUGCCUCCCCCAGGAAGCUGUGGGUGUCUCGGUGUAGAAUUUGGUCCCUUCAAAAGUUCAUUUGGGGGCAGGGAUGAAGGGAGAGCAGGUCUUCAUGCCUACCUCUUGCAAUAAAAAUGGAGUGGAUCAGGGCACUAUUAAACCCUUUCAUGCUCUUCAUCUGAAACCAGGGCGAGCAGAAUCCAUACAAGCAGCUCCUACUAGAGUAGGACAUCUACACUGGAAACAUGUUCUCUACUCUGUAUGAGUCUGUUUUCUUAUCCAGUGAGAACCUAAUGAGCAUAAAGCUGGUGAGAGAAAUGGAUGCUAGCUCUUAGAUCUUCACCUCAUGCUUAAUGGACCUGCUUUGUGUUUGGUCUUUUGUGUAUAAUUGUGUGGGUGGGUGGGGAAAGAAGAGUAGUUGUAUUUUAUUCUUCAGAGCACUAAAUGUACAACCUGCUGAUCCAAAGCAGCAUGCAGUCAUGUUGUUCUCCUUUGAGGCAGGGGCCUUAAUUAGGGUGGUUUGGGUAAGUAGGAUCUUUUUUAAAACAAAAAAUGAGAUGCCUUUGUUAUAUAUAAUAUAUAAUUUGGGCAAGUUGAAAGGGUGGGUGGGGAAGGGAGUAUUGUUGGUGCAGUGGUGUUCUGUGUGAGGAUGGGCAUGGGAGUAAACAUGGAAGCACUGCCUACAAAGCAUUCCCUAUCCACACCGCCCCCAUAGCUGUUGUUGACCCACAGUCACCGUGGAGCGCCUUUCUUAACCAUUUUCUUGUUUGCGUUGGAGAUCUUGGACCAAUGUUUAGAAGAGAUUUUAAAAUGCACAUUUAGAUCAGCUCACAUGCCUGUGUUCCUGCUCACAGACACAAUGAUCUUCCUUCAAACACUGGUUUAAAGCACAAAAAGACCCAAAUCCCAGAAUGUGCACUGAGAGUAUUUGGGGAGGUUGGUUGUGGUGAGGGAGCUUCCAAGGCCAGUUGAAAUCCCCCCAGAUUCCAGUUCUAACCCCAAUGCACUCUUUAGUGCUCCAAUGUGCAAUCAGAGUCUAACUCUUUUCUACAUCCCACCAUGCAGUCUUGAGGCUUGCAAUGCCGGGUGCCUUUGUUGGCAAUCUCCCUUUAUUUCUGGUUCCCUCAUAUUCCUCCUCUGUUAGGGGUUUCUUGACAAAAUGAAGCACUUCUCUCUCUCUCUGUCUGUUAGAAACAACUAAACCUGUGUUCUGAUUCUGGAAGGAAAUGCAAAUGUGUCAAACCUGCCACUAACUCUUCUCCCCGCCUGGUUGUUCCAUGAAGUAAAAAUCUGUAUAAUAUAUAUUGGAGAACAAUAAAGAAAUCAGACUAGUGUCACAAGCCAUCCAUUCCUCUUUCCACACACUGCACCCCACCCCUGCACAGUGUGGAAGCCACCUGGUAAAAGCCCCUUUACGUGAACCCAGUGAAUGGUUACCUUUUUUUGUCUCAGAUCUUAUAUAUGCAUUUUCAGAAUUUCUGCAUCACCUUUUGGGGGUUUGGGAAGGGAGGGAGGGGUUAAACAAGAACUUAAAUGCUAAAUUAAAAAAAAGCAUUCAGACUUGAUCUAUUUUCUACAAUGUAUGCUGCGACCAGGUCCUGUUAUUCAUAUUGUGGCUUUGAAUCAAUUAUGUUUAUUAAAAUGCUGUUGCUUCUA